GAUGUAAGCACCCUGUGGCUUAAAUUAGUCCAUGGAUUUUUCAUCAUUUCUGUAACUCUACAGCUGUUAGUCAUUAUGGCUGCUAGCAGGACCAUAAGUUAAUGGGAGAGGUGGGGUUUCGUCCUCUGAGAACACAAGUGGGAUGUAGGAGUGAAGCUGUCCUAGGCUGUUAUGGUGUGCAAUUAGACUUUGCUGUUGACUUAAACCGAUAAGGCAUAAGAGAGAAAAAUAAUGAAAGAUGUUAUUGUGUGCUUACAGGGGAGAGGCAAUCCCAUAUUCCCGUUUGGUUGUACCUGUCCUUCUCUUGGUUGGCUGGCUUGCAGGUUGUGCAUUAAUGGUGUACUAUGUCUUCUCCUAACAGAGGGAAAGAAGCCAUUGCAAAAGAACCUUCAAACUAGAUGAAAACAGCUCUUUCUUUCUU
Molecule: messenger RNA, 421 nt
Organism: Sphaerodactylus townsendi
Lineage: Eukaryota; Metazoa; Chordata; Lepidosauria; Squamata; Sphaerodactylidae
Gene: STRIT1
Product: small transmembrane regulator of ion transport 1
Exons: 3
Coding region: 239-358 (39 amino acids)
Biological process (GO): regulation of ATPase-coupled calcium transmembrane transporter activity; regulation of slow-twitch skeletal muscle fiber contraction
Source: RefSeq, a predicted model, not a curated record